This is a messenger RNA of Cordyceps fumosorosea ARSEF 2679, 1632 nucleotides long. RefSeq names its product diphthamide biosynthesis protein 2. Gene Ontology annotation, biological process: protein histidyl modification to diphthamide. The transcript has a single exon. The coding region runs from base 1 to 1632 and encodes 543 amino acids. Gene Ontology annotation, molecular function: 2-(3-amino-3-carboxypropyl)histidine synthase activity. NCBI's taxonomy places the organism in Eukaryota, Fungi, Ascomycota, Sordariomycetes, Hypocreales, Cordycipitaceae. The record is from RefSeq and is a predicted model, not a curated record.
AUGUCCGCCGAUCUCGCCGCGCCACCGGUCCUGUCCACCCCCGAAGACCGCAUUUUCGAAGCCGCCGCCACGCUCGAGGCGCCCUCCUCCCUCAGCGACGACGACCUCCGCGAGAUCUACGAUGUCGAGCGAACAAUAGCGGAGCUGCUGGCCGGCGGCUGGACGCGAAUCGCGCUUCAGUUCCCGGACCACAUGCUCGUCGACGCCCCAAAGGUCUCGGAGAUUCUCGGCAGAGAGCUAGACGCGCGCCGCGGGGAGGACGAGGAGAAGAAGAAGAAGCCGGUCAAGGUCUCGAUCCUCGCGGACACGAGCUACAGCGCCUGCUGCGUGGACGAGAUCGCCGCGGAGCAUGCGGAUGCCCAGGUCGCGGUGCACUACGGCCGGACGUGCCUGAGCCCGACGAGCCGGCUGCCGGUGAUAUACGUCUACACUACGCAUAAGCUGGACCACGGCGCGGUCCUGCAGGAGUUCCGCAAGGAGUUUGGCGACACGGCCAGUAAGGUGGUCGUCAUGGCGGACUUGACCUACCAGAGCCACGUAGAGACAGUCGUGAAGCUGUUGAAGGACAGCGGCUAUCCAGACAUUGUCGCGACGCAGGCGACGAGAAACCCGGCUGGCGUGCUACCGAACAGGCAAAUAGUCGGCACGGAGCUGGACGCCGAGCAACUAAAGGAGUACGCCCUCUUCCACAUCGCAGACCCCCCGCAGUCUCUCCUCCUCGCACUUAGCUCCCGCUUCGCCUCCCUCCACAUUCUCUCCAUCCCGUCCUCGUCGUCCACGGCCUCGACCCUGACCAUCGACAACCCUACGAUCCAGACCGCCGGCCUGCUGCGGCGACGGUUUGCCAAGGUCCUGUCGCUGGCGUCCGCAGGCGUCGUCGGGAUCCUCGUCAACACGCUGUCCGUGUCCGACUUUUUGCCGUCCAUCGACCUUCUGCGCGCCAAGAUCGCCGCGGCCGGCAAGAAGAGCUACACAAUCGUGGUCGGCAAGCUGAACCCGGCCAAGCUGGCCAACUUUGCCGAGGUCGAGGGCUGGGUGGUGGUCGGGUGCUGGGAGAGCGGGCUGGUCGAGGACGACGCGAGCUACUGGCGGCCGGUGGUGACGCCGUUCGAGAUGGAGGUGGCGCUGAUGGACGUGCAGGACCGCGUCUGGGGGGAUGAGUGGUGGGGAGGCAUCGAGAAGCUCAAGGUGGACGAUGAAGAGAAGGAGAAACAGACGGAGGCGAAUGGUGGCCACCCGGCGCAGAAUGGCAACGGCUACGAUGCCGAGGGAGGGGAUGACGAGAUUGACGAGGACGAGUCGAUGCCACCCGAAUAUGACCUCCGGACAGGCCGGCUGAUUAGCCACAGUCGACCGAUGCGCUUAGCAGUGCGCUCAGCGGCUGCCAAUGGUGAGGAGAAGCAGGGAGGCGAGUCUUCAUCGGCAGGAACAGCGCUCAUUUCGAGAGCGGCCGGGGAGAUUGCCAGCAUCAACGGCGUUGCCAGCCCCGGCGCGGAGUAUCUGCGCUCACAAAGAACGUGGCAGGGCCUGGGAACCGACUUUGACCAAGAAGCCAGUACGUUGAUUGAGAAGGGCAGGAGUGGUAUAGCAAGAGGCUACACGGUAGGCGAUGAAGACAAGGAUAAGCAUUAG